AUGCUCCUGGUGACAUGGCUGGGGGGACCUUUCUCUGGUACAGCCAGGAAAAGUGGGCAAGAAGCUGAAGAAACAUGGAAGGAGGGAGACACAGCGGUGAAACCACUUCCUUCUUGUCGGCUAAAAGCAGGCAGACGCUCUCCUGCUGUCCAUAUAAUCCAGAGCAAGGAUGGGUAUAGCUGGCUGUCGCCCGUGGAUGAUGCGACACUGACAUCUCGACAUCGUCAAAACAUCUCUCGACGGCCCCUGAUGGGCCUUUAUGCGUUUCCAUGCACCUUCUUCUCCCCGUCGGCUACCAUGACCAUCUCGACCAUCUGCGCAGUCGUCUUCAUCUUGAUCUUCAUCUUCAUCUUGAUCUUCGUCGUCGUCGGUCGUCGGUCGUCGGUCGUCCUGCUUAGUCAUCAUGGCGUGACCACGAAAAAGAAAGCGAAAAAACCCUCCGAAUCGGAGUUUCUCGCUCUUUUUUCUGCCCCUCCACAAAGGGCAAGGCGGUCACUAGCCCCUCCAUCCUGCAUCCUCCAUCCUCCGCCGCCGCCGCCCUUUUUCUUCUCCUCCUCCUCGACUCCCCUCAACCUUCUCAACCUCUUCAACCUCACCUCUUCCACCUCACGCCGUCGCCAGCUCGCUCUCUUCACCCCCAAUUGA
Trichophyton benhamiae CBS 112371 is the source of this 645-nucleotide messenger RNA. RefSeq lists its product as uncharacterized. The record is from RefSeq and is a predicted model, not a curated record. Lineage: Eukaryota; Fungi; Ascomycota; Eurotiomycetes; Onygenales; Arthrodermataceae. Bases 1 to 645 code for a protein of 214 amino acids. The transcript is spliced from 3 exons.